This is a messenger RNA of Acipenser ruthenus (sterlet), 5978 nucleotides long. Its product is annotated as nephrin. Gene Ontology annotation, biological process: cell-cell adhesion. NCBI's taxonomy places the organism in Eukaryota, Metazoa, Chordata, Actinopteri, Acipenseriformes, Acipenseridae. Gene Ontology annotation, molecular function: cell adhesion molecule binding. The record is from RefSeq and is a predicted model, not a curated record. Bases 729 to 4565 code for a protein of 1278 amino acids. Gene Ontology annotation, cellular component: cell-cell junction. The transcript has 32 exons.
CUCGUUUCCACAGCCCAGCUGGCACAGCCAGACCUCGGUCACGUUGCACUGUGUGAGGAGACUGCACCCUAGUGGUGAAGCAAAAAAUGAAAAUGGCAUUUAACUAGUGACUUAUUUAAAGAAAGCAUUUUUUCUUUUGGUAACUGUACAUUAAGUGUCUCUGUGUAUUUACAUAGCAGUUACUUAGUAAAUGCUUGUGUGCUUACACAUCAUUACAGUGGUAUUAUGCAUAGCUACAAUGUACUUAAUGUGUCAAUAUUUUUGCAUGAUAUAUGGAAGAACACAAUAGUGUCAGAAAAGGGUCAUAUCGUGCAAAAGGAUUUUAUGGAAAACUACAAAGCGGUAUCAUGUAAUUCAAUAUGUUAACAUAACAUUAUUCAGCAGGUUUCAUUCCACUUUAUGAAGCACAAUUAGUUGUGAUGCAAAACCUUUGGCCAGAGCUGUAGCUUGAGUAUUAGUUUGCGGUAAAACAGCAACAGAUGUCCUUCGUAAAGUUAAUGCACUGAGUGUGAGGUGACCCUCCAGAGAGGGGAGUCAGUAAGUCUCUCUCCGGGGGAGUUGUCUUCAUACCAGCGCUGGGAGCUCCCAGUCCUUCACAAGACCCUGAGCUCUCCAUACCAGCGCUGGGAGCUGUGAGCAGAAGACAGCCAGGACUGCAGCUCCCAUCGUCACCCAGACAGCUCAACUGCAGAAGCUGCCCAUUCUAUAAAAAGAGAGAGGACUGGGGGAUGAAGAUGACAUCAGCUCUGCACAGACUCACAAGAGCUCUGCUUCUGCUGUGCUGCAUUCAAGCCUCCAGGGGGCAGCAGGCAUUCCGGAUACAGCCCGACAACGUGACGCUCGUGGAAGGGGGCACGGGGGUGCUGCAGUGCCACGUGGAGGGGGUCACGGGUGCAGUCCAGUGGGUUAAAGAUGGACUGCUGCUGGGUCCCAAUCGAAGCAUGCCAGGGUUCCCUCGGUACAGCAUGGCUGGAGACGAGGGGAAAGGGGAAUUCAACCUGCAGGUAGAACGGGUGACUCUGGAGGAUGACUCCCCCUACGAGUGCCAAGUGGGACAGUCCGAGAGCAGCAUUGGAAUCAUCUCCCAUACUGUGUGGGUCACUGUGCUGAUCCCUCCAGGCAAGCCUGUGAUUGAGGAGCACAGCGGGGUUUCUGAAGUGGAGUGGGUGGCAGGUGUGGAGUACACCGUCUCCUGCAGUGUGACAGACACCAAGCCAGCCUCUGAGCUCAAAUUCACCAAGAGUUCAAAUGAGCUGUCUGGAGUCGAGGUAAAUGUCCUCCCAGGGUCACAGGAGAAACUUCAGAACACACGAGCGGUUGUGAGGGUGACCCCUCAGAGUUGGGACAAUGGGAAUCGGAUGGUGUGCCUGGCAAUGAAUGAGGCCGUGUCUCAGCCUGUGGAGACUGGCUUUACAAUGAGAGUGUUGUUCCCCCCUCAGCCCCCCCGGAUUGAGGGGUACGAUCGCCCCGAGGUGAAGGCAGGGGAGACCCUAAGUCUAGAGUGCAAGUCCAUCGGGGGAAACCCACUCGCCACGCUGCAGUGGUCAAAGAACGACGAGGUCAUCUCCACUAGCUGGGACACCGUCUCCUUGACCAACACCGCCCGCAGCCCGCUGUCUCUGCACAUCCAACCUGAAGACAACAUGGCCAGACUGACCUGCGAGGCGGUCAACCAAGUCACUCCUGUCCCCCUCCAACACACCAUCACUCUGCGAGUAGUCUUCCUGCCCUCGGAGGUGAAGAUCCUGGGCUCCUCCAGCAUUGCUGAGAAGAAGCAGCUCUCCCUCUCCUGCUUCACGGCCGCCAGUAACCCGCCGGUGCAGAUCCGCUGGUGGCUGGGCUUCAGAGAACUCACCACCACCGAGGUGACCAUCACUGAGGCGUCCAAUGGUGGGAGAGUGACCAUGUCCAACCUGACCCACACGGUGUCCCGAGAGGAGAAUGGGCUGCAGCUGACGUGCGAGGCUUUCAAUGAGGCUAUCCGCUUCACCAAGAGCGAGAGCGUCCUGCUCCGCGUGCUCUACCCCCCUCAGAAGAUUUGGAUCGAAAGCCCUCCGGAGGGGAAGCAGUUCAAGGCAGGGACCGAGGUCAAACUCACCUGCUUCUCCAGUGGAGGGAACCCAACGGGCAGCCUCACCUGGUACAAGGACAACAAGUCCGUCAGGUACGUCCCGUCUGCGAUCGUUUCGGGGAUGAUGGCGUCCCGACAGCUGAUUAUCACAACACAGCCCGAUGAUAACCUGGCGACCUACAGAUGCAACGCAACCAAUGAGGCGAAAGCUCCGCCCCUCACCGCCACCACCAAACUCCACGUGCAGUUCCCGCCGAUGAACGUGAAGAUCUCUGCUUCAGCAAAGCAAGUCAAGAGAGGCCAGUCUCUCACACUGACCUGCACUACAGGGAGCAGCAACCCAGUGGCCAAUAUCUCCUGGUUCAAGAAUGGGGAAAGGCUGCGUGGGUUUGACCUGGGGAAGAAGAAAGCGGAGCAUGGAGGCGAGUCGACGAUGGGCCGGGUCUAUAUCAAAGCCGUCUCCUCUGAUAACGGGAAGCGAGUGACAUGCCAGGCAUACAGCGCUGUGCUGACACAGGGGGUGAACACCUUCUACAGGCUCGACGUGCUCUACCCCCCCGAGUUCUCCCCAGACCAGCAGCGGGUGGUCCAAGCUGUGGAGCACGACGCAGCCCGCCUGCCGCUGAGGGUAUCGGCCAAUCCAGACAACAUCAGCUACACCUGGACCUAUCAUGGAGAGAACCUGAUAAAAGAGGGCGCGCUGCGCCACCACCUCAAGGACGGAGGGGAGCUGGAGAUUUGGAACCUGACCCGCACAGACGCCGGGGAUUACAAGAUCCUCUGCAAAAACACGGAGGGCGAGAACGAGACCCUCAUCAAACUGGACGUGCAGUACUCUCCCUCAAUAAAGAGCCUGCAGGAUCCCACGGAGGUGGAUCUCGGGGACACUGCGGAGAUUGUCUGCACCGCCGACGCCAAUCCUGUCACCCCGGGCAUGUUCCGGUGGGGCUGGCUGGGCGAGGAGGAGCGGGAGCUGACAGCUGAUCAGCAGGUCGCGGAGGGGGCGACAGGGAAGCUGGUCAUCACAGAGACCAAACGCUCAGACGCUGGACUCUACGAGUGCACAGUGGACAACGGCAUCGCGCCCCCAGCCAAGCAGGCAGUGCGGCUCGUUGUGCGCUUCAAACCGGAGCUGCAGAAAGGCGUGCAUCUGAGUAAAGUGGCCACCUCUGGAGAUGGGAGCAAAACCGCCACCUUGAGCUGCAAAGCAGAGGGCAUCCCCAAAGUGGAAUACAGCUGGGCCAAGAAUGGAGUGGGUCUGGACCUCAAUCACCCAAGGUACUCGGAGGAUACUGUGCACGAGGGUGCUCUCCACACCAGCACUCUGACCAUCAUCAACGCGAGUGCUGCCCUGGACUACGCCAUCUUCACCUGCACCGCUCGCAACAAGCUGGGACUCGACGUCUUCCACAUCCAGCUCGUCAGCACCAGUCGGCCGGACCCACCCACGGGGUUACAGGUUGCCAGCGUGACCCACAACUCCGUCACCUUGCAGUGGACGGCGGGCUUUGACGGGGGUCUGGAGCAAAAAUUCAGGGUCAGGUAUCACUGGGAGGAAGCUGCCAGCUUCAUGUACGUGGAUGUGUUCCCCCCCCAAGCCACCACAUUCACGAUCACCGGCCUCAACGCAGAGACUCCCUACAACUUCUCCGUCAACGCGCUCAACCUGCUUGGGGAGAGCGACUACGCUGACGGCAAUGCAGUGCUGACAGUCACCACUAGAGAGAAACCAGAAAAGGACGACAAGAUACCAAGCCCGCCUGAGACAGCGGAGACGUCCCCUACAGAGGGCCCUGUGCUGCCACUCUAUCUCAUUGUGGUGUUGGCGGUGGUUGGCGGAGUCCUGCUGAUUCUUAACUCCGCCCUCGUGGCCUGCCUUGUCAAGAAGUGGAGGACUCACCACAGUGACGCAGCAGGUUCAGAAGGGAAGAAAGGAGAAGGAGAAGGGUCCAGUUUGACGAAGCCCAAUGAGUAUGGAGGAGGGGAACUCCUCAACAAGGCAGCCAGACAGACUCUGCUCAUCGACAGCUGCUCUGAGCUCAGCUCCAGUGUGUACGAGAGCUAUGAAGGGGACAGUGCCUCAGAGCGCGGUCACUAUUACUACCCCGCGAGCGACUUCCGCCCUUCCCUCUACCCCCACCAGGAGGCACCAGAGUGUCUGAGCGAGGGGACGAGCAGCUUUGCAGGGCAUUGGGAUCAGAGGCGGGAUGCUCAUGAGUAUGAGCAGGUGAGAGAUGCCAGCCUGUAUGAGGAGGUGGGGAGACCGUACCCCCCUCCCCCUUCCUCGGGGUACUACCACAGCGUGCUGGACAGGCAAGGACGAGCGCUGCUGGACCCACGGCAAGGUUCAGACCCCACUGGAGCCUAUCAGAGAAGAGGGCGGGGCCAAUCGGAAUACGAGGAUCCAAUGAGAGUCUACGACAGCGUGGCUGAGUACACACCCUCCUGGAGAGACUAUGAGACGCCCUCUGAGAUGAGAGGAGAGCUGGUGUGAGGGCCUUUGAAUUGGAGAGCAGGGGCUAGUUAGCCUGUGGAAAUGACACGAUGCAAGAAUUCCAGUGAGGGAGCAGCUUUACUCCACUGGCUUGAGAACAUGCAGAGAGAAAUGGAAAGUCUGCUUUUAUGUAUUGUUGAACUUAAACGCACACACGCUUAAAAUCUGUUUCAAUGCACUUUUGUGAAAAGGAGUCAGUGUUUCAGCAUGCUUAAAACAUUAGCUGUUAGUGGGGAGUAGAACAUGAUUGAUCAUUCCUGUAAUAGCAAGGUGUGCUAUGUAAAAAAUGACAAUCAAAGAAAAUGCACCAUGCAUCAUUUUGAAGUGAAUGUGAGUUUUGCUUUUAAGCUUGAAAACAUUUAUUGUUCACUUUUCUAUUAACUGAUCGAUGCUGUUUCCUUCUUUUUCUAAAAUCCAAAAGUGCAUUUUUCUUAAGUUUUCUGUGUAUUUAUUUUCAACAAUCAAAAAAAAAAAGAUUUGGAAUAAUGCCAUGUAUACUCGUACAUUCUGAUCUUAACAGGGUAGAUUUUCCAAAAAUAAAAGUUUAAAAAAAAAAUGACUAGUGUUUUAUAGAAGACACGCGCGCUGGCGGGCUGAAUGGACUCCUCUCAUUCACAGAUCACCGCAUGUUCUCGUACCACAGCAGCUGCCCUUGAUGCAGUACAGACCAUUGGUUGUUGAAGUUGGGGAUUUCCGCAGCAGCUUGCAUGCGGUUAACACAGUUUUAUCACUUCCUCUGUUUGUUUUUUUGGUACCUGUGUUUUCAAACGCAUCUGCACGCACACUCAUCUUACAGAAAACCCCACUGGCUUUGCAUGAUAAUCCCAGAGUGUUAACAUAUGUCUUGCAGUCAGACUAUCUCGGGGUGGUCAACAGAAAUGGUUUAGUCUGGUUGUGGAGUCAUUUGGAGAUGUACAGUAUGCACUAUUACAUUCUUCUACUAAAAUCUAUUUGCACAAAACAGUUCUGAAGUAGACUGUUUGAUGUCUUCACUCAACAAAAUAAUGAUGGAAACCUUGUCUCUGUGGGUGCCAAGAAAGUAAAUAAUUGUUCCUGUAACUUCCUCCGCCUGGCAGAGAGAGAGAGCGAGCGAGAGAGAGAGAGAGCGAGAGAGAGAGCGAGAGAGAGAGAGAUGUAGGAUGAGUAACAGCCUAGUCAGGAAGUUACUCACAAGGAGGGGGCUGACAGUUAGUUCACAGCACUGGAGGUUGGAGACAGAGCUCCGCAGAGUCAAGGUAGACGCACGGAUGGCUUUCUUAAGGACGCACAGGAAGUUGCAUGUGGUUUUGUUCCUGAUCCCAGUCGUGCUGCUGGUCUCAUUUGGCGAAUCCACGACGGUCCCAGAAUCCACGACGGUCCCAGAAUCCACGACGGUCCCAGAAUCCACGACGGUCCCAGAAUCCACGACGGUCC